ACAAACUCCUGCUGUUCUUGUUUACAUCCGGGUCGUAUAACGUGUGUCGGCGGCGUUUCAUCCGUGUUUCCACCGGCACGAUGACGGAGGAUGUCCAGAAACACUCAGUCCACACUCUGGUCUUCAGGUCUCUCAAAAGGACUCAUGAUAUGUUUGUGUCCGAUCAUGCCAAGUCCGUCUCCAUGGACGACGAAAGCUUCAAGCUAAAGAUGGGUGUGAAACUAAAAGCGGACUAUGGUGCAGUUUUACACAUGCCUGUCCUGAAGGAAGGGAAAGACCGAGUCUCACAGCUUCCUGGCAGCUUGCAUGGCCACCAGAGCUACACACAGCCAGGGGAUGUCCCAGAAUACCUAAUCACUGGCACACAUGCUUAUCCCUCUGGACCUGGAGUAGCAUUGACUGCUGACACAAAGAUACACAGGAAUCCAAGUGAGGGAGGAGUCCACUCCAUGGCGCUGGCUUUGCCACCCUCACAAGCCAGGCAGGAGGCGAGCCGCACUGCUGCUGGCGUCGCUGACAUCCAUCGACACGCGGGAGGAGCAGAGAGAUCUCACCCUCCGUCGACUGCUGUGUCACUACUGGAGGGAGGCGGCACCAGAAAUUCUUCGCUCAUGAGGAAAGCACCAACCAUGCCUAAACCCCAGUGGCAUCCACCAUGGAAACUGUUUCGGGUCAUCAGUGGUCACCUGGGCUGGGUGAGGUCCAUCGCUGUGGAGCCUGGGAAUCAGUGGUUUGUCACAGGGUCUGCUGAUAGAACCAUAAAGAUUUGGGACCUGGCCAGUGGGAAACUGAAACUCUCCCUGACUGGACACAUCAGUACGGUGCGUGGCGUGGCGGUCAGCAGCCGCAGCCCCUACCUGUUCUCCUGUGGAGAAGACAAGCAAGUCAAGUGUUGGGAUCUGGAGUACAACAAGGUCAUCAGGCACUACCAUGGACAUCUUAGUGCUGUGUACGAUUUAGACUUGCAUCCAACUAUUGACGUGCUGGUGACGUGCAGCAGAGACGCCACAGCCAGGGUUUGGGACAUCAGGACAAAAGCUAACGUGCACACACUAACCGGCCACACCAACACUGUGGCCACAGUGAGAUGUCAGGCUGCAGAACCACAAGUCAUCACAGGCAGCCACGAUUCGACCAUCAGGCUGUGGGAUCUGAUCGCUGGGAAAACCAGAGCGACUCUGACGAACCACAAGAAAUCUGUCCGAACUAUUGUGCUGCACCCCCGACAAUACACGUUUGCCUCCGGUUCUGCUGAUAACAUUAAGCAGUGGAUGUUCCCAGACGGCAACUUCAUCCAGAACCUGUCGGGCCACAACGCCAUCAUCAACACUCUGGCGGUUAACUCUGAUGGCGUGUUGGUGUCUGGAGCCGACAAUGGAACCAUCCACAUGUGGGAUUGGAGGACAGGCUACAACUUCCAGCGGAUUCAUGCAGCUGUGCAGCCCGGAUCUCUGGACAGCGAGUCGGGCAUCUUUGCUUGCAUGUUCGACCACUCCGAAAGCAGACUGAUCACCGCAGAGGCCGACAAGACCAUCAAAGUAUACAAAGAGGACGACACGGCUACGGAAGAAAGCCAUCCGAUCAACUGGAAACCAGAAAUCCUCAAGAGAAAGAGAUUCUAAUGAUUUUUCUUAUUUAAUUUUUUUUUUAUUUGUUGCUCUUGUCACAGUAACAGUUUUAUUUCUACCAAACCUCCUGUUGUAGAUACACCCAUCAAGUUUUGCUUUCUACUACUACUUCUUUAAUAACUAAUGUGUCUUUGAGAGAAGUGACCACAUCCUGAUUUAAAGUUCAGUUUAUUCUAAGAACCAUUUGCAGUCUUCAUUGUAUGACGUUAGUCCGAUCAAGCGGCCACUUUGGACUGCCAGGUAGCUCCCCGAGUGUUUGUUCUUAAUGACGACGGCUCUCUGAUGGCUUCGGUCCGACUGGUCCACCAACAGCAGCCACUCUUCACACACAGACGGGCUGGCCUCAGAGUGGACCUGGUUCCAGCUGGCAUCAAAACCUGCAGAGACACAGACGAUGUGAUGAAAAAUUAUUUG
Messenger RNA from Larimichthys crocea (large yellow croaker), 2042 nucleotides. It is a transcript of the gene plrg1, whose product is annotated as pleiotropic regulator 1. Gene Ontology annotation, cellular component: catalytic step 2 spliceosome; Prp19 complex; precatalytic spliceosome. NCBI's taxonomy places the organism in Eukaryota, Metazoa, Chordata, Actinopteri, Sciaenidae. Gene Ontology annotation, molecular function: protein binding. Gene Ontology annotation, biological process: mRNA splicing, via spliceosome. The coding region runs from base 81 to 1622 and encodes 513 amino acids. The transcript is spliced from 16 exons. The record is from RefSeq and is a predicted model, not a curated record.